Molecule: messenger RNA, 2062 nt
Organism: Zingiber officinale
Lineage: Eukaryota; Viridiplantae; Streptophyta; Magnoliopsida; Zingiberales; Zingiberaceae
Product: protease Do-like 9
Exons: 9
Coding region: 96-1829 (577 amino acids)
Biological process (GO): proteolysis
Molecular function (GO): protein binding; serine-type endopeptidase activity
Source: RefSeq, a predicted model, not a curated record
UAAUUUGGGGAAAGGGCUCCUGGGUUGUGAGUCCGUCUAAUUCAUCUCUUCGUCUCCCACCUCCUUCAGGGUUCGCCAAACCCUAGACGCCGUCGAUGGAUCAAUCCAAGCGCAAGCGUGGCCGGAAGCCAAAGAAGACCGUCGCUGAGACCAUGGACUUUCAGAUGGCAGCCUCUGGCGUACCUUCGCCGUCCGCCCUCGACGAGCCGCAGGAGACGCCGGAGUCCGCCUCCCCUAAGGCCCGCGGGAGGGGCCGGCCCAAGAAGGUCACUCGCCGACAGAACCUUACAGCCGUCGAAAACGGCGCCGUGUCGCCUCUCCGCCGUAGUUCUCAGGUAGUCUCCAUCAACGGAGAGAACGGUGAGUCUGGUCUUGCCGUGGUUUCUCUCGAUCCUUCUCCGCGUUGGGACCAGGUGGUGAGGGUCGUGCCUUCCAUGGACGCAGUCGUCAAGGUCUUCUGCGUGCACACUGAGCCCAACUUCUCGUUGCCGUGGCAGCGGAAGAGGCAGUAUAGCUCGAGCAGCAGUGGCUUUAUUAUUGAGGGCAGACGGGUGCUGACCAAUGCUCACUCAGUCGAGCACUUCACACAGGUGAAGCUUAAGAAGCGGGGGUCUGAUACUAAGUAUGUUGCUACAGUGUUGGCCAUCGGAACCGAAUGUGAUAUAGCUAUGUUGACUGUCGAAAAUGAUGAGUUCUGGGAUGGUGUCUCUCCCUUGCAAUUUGGUUCUUUGCCAGCACUUCAAGAUGCUGUCACUGUUGUGGGAUAUCCAAUUGGAGGGGACACAAUCUCUGUCACUAGUGGCGUUGUUUCACGUAUGGAGAUACUAUCAUAUGUGCAUGGUUCUACGGAACUUUUGGGCUUUCAGAUAGAUGCAGCCAUAAACUCAGGAAACUCUGGCGGCCCUGCUUUCAAUGAUAAGGGAAAAUGUGUUGGUAUAGCAUUCCAAUCUCUUAAACAUGAAGAUGUGGAGAAUAUUGGCUAUGUCAUACCUACACCUGUCAUCAUGCACUUCAUCAAUGACUACGAAAAGUCAGGAGAAUAUACAGGAUUUCCUAUGCUUGGGAUUGAAUGGCAAAAAAUGGAAAAUCCUGAUCUGCGCAAGGCAAUGGGAAUGGCAGCUGACCAAAAAGGUGUACGUAUCAGAAGAAUUGAGCCUACUUCACCAGAUUUUCAGUUUCUGAAGCCAUCUGAUGUUAUAUUGAGUUUUGAUGGAGUUGAUAUAGCGAACGAUGGAACUGUUCCAUUCAGGCACGGUGAACGCAUUGCAUUUAGUUAUCUUGUUUCUCAGAAGUACACAGAGGAGAAAGCUUUAAUCAAGGUUUUGCGCAAUUCAAAAGUUCAUGAAUUUGAGAUAAAGCUUGCAUCACAAAAGAGGUUCAUUCCUUCUCACAUCAAGGGGAAACCACCCUCAUACUAUAUAAUUGCUGGCUUUGUGUUUUCGGCUAUAUCUGUUCCUUAUCUUCGUUCUGAGUACGGAAAGGACUAUGAAUAUGAUGCACCUGUUAAACUGCUGGACAAACUUUUGCACACAAUGGCCGAAUCACCUGAUGAGCAGCUUGUAGUGAUAUCCCAGGUUCUAGUUGCUGACAUUAAUAUUGGUUAUGAAGAUAUCGUCAACACUCAGGUAUUAGCCUUCAAUGGCAAUCCUGUUAAGAAUCUAAAAACCUUAGCAAACAUGGUUGAGAGCUGCAAAGAGCAAUUUUUGAAGUUUGAUCUGGAGUACCAACAGAUUGUAGUCCUCGAGACAAAGAAUGCAAAGGCAGCUACGCCAGAUAUCCUUACGACCCACUGCAUACCGUCAGCAAUGUCGGUUGACUUGGCGUCCUAAAGGUGUGGAAGGAGUUGACAACGUUUCCAGGCCUCUCCACAAUACUGAAAGAAUAUGCAAUGUUCUAGUAUAGCUAUCUUACUCGUACCAUGCGACUUGAGUUCUGAAAAUCUAGAAUUUUUGUUAGAGCAGGACGAACAUUUCCAUGUCUUAUUUCACUAGGUAACCACAACGGUGUAUCUAAAUCGGGCUCUAUUUAAUUUGCCUAAGCAAGUAGAAGAUUUUGAUUUAAA